UGUGAAAACCCGUAAACCAUUUAUGUGUACCUUAUUUAAUUAACCUCGGGCGACAAGCGAACUCGUGCACAUUUCUGUGUUCCGUGUUGCUGCCAGUCGCAUGUUCGCCUAAUUUAGAACCUCAGUGGGCGUGAUCCGGGGCGGAGCAUAGCGAUGUCAGUGGAUCACACUUGUUAGAGCUUUAGACUAACUGUGAUUAUUAUGGAACAAGCACGUUUCGCUACAUCUAUAACAUAUAUCAAUAUGAUGUCUACAAAUCACCUGAUCCCUUCACCAACGGCAGUUACCAGCCACAGAGGGCAUAUUCAGAUAAUCUUUGGACCCAUGUUCUCCGGCAAAACCACAGAAUUAAUGAGAUUAAUGAAGAGAUACCAGGUAGCUAACCACUCCUGUCUCAUAGUGAAGUACGCCAAAGACACCCGCUACGACAAUCAUGGCAUCGCUACACACGACAGAACAGUGUUGUCUGCCACUGCUGCCCAUGAGCUGAUGUCUCUCAUACCUGAGGCGCUGAAGUAUGACGUCAUAGGCAUUGACGAGGGACAGUUCUUUCCUGACGUGGUGGUUUUUGCUGAUACAAUGGCAGAGAAGGGGAAAGUUGUCAUAGUAGCAGCACUAGACGCGACAUUCCAGAAGAAGGGUUUCGGAGACAUCUUGAAUCUCGUGCCGCUAGCAGAGCAUGUGAUGAAGCUGUCGGCUGUCUGCAUGAACUGUUACAACGAGGCAUCGUUUACCAAGAGGAAAGGAAAUGAAACAGAGGUGGAGGUGAUCGGGGGCAAAGACAAAUAUCUAGCGGUGUGUCGUGCAUGCUUCCGAGGGAACAGUUUUCACCAACAAACCAACACCACGACUGAGUAGUCCACGCCUCUAUCGAUCAGCCGUGUCUGUGUGGUGGAAGAAAAGGUGUCUGUGAUUUUUGUCUGAGACAAAACAGUUAUUUUAAUGUCUUCCUUUUAGUAUUCAUCAUACAGCUCAGCAGACAUAUAUUUCACAAAGAACAUUGUCCGGGCAAGCAUGCCACUGUGAUGUAGUCAAAGGGCAUAUUAUGUAUUACACAGAAUAAUAUUCAUAUUUUUUAAUAUUUAAACAAGACUUGUAUACAUACAGACCUAGAAACUAUUUGUUAUUAAAGUAUGUCAGUAAAUUGCAUUGACCAUUUCUUCUCAAACUUUGCAACAACAGAUAUUAAGUAGUUUAGGAACGGCCAUAAUAUAUUCUAGGUUAGGCUGUUGUUUUAGUUUAAGUUAUUUUAUAGCGCUUCAAAACGUUAUCCGAGCAUUCAGAAGUCAUGCUGGAUUCUACACACUAAAAACCCCACUGUACUCAGUGAUCUGUGAUCUGUUUGAAGCUCGCGUACAACCAAAAUAUUUUUCUUCUCAAGAUGUUGUUAUGUUUGCUGCUAUGUUACACUGCACGAACUUGUUCCUUUGACAUUAAUCGACUUGGGUGCCAUUUAGCUGUUAUUGCUAUGGUUAUAUGCUAGGAAUCUUCAUCAUGAGAUAACAGGUUUAUUAUAUACUUCAGUGUGAAAGACUGAGUUUUCUGAAGUUGAAAAAAGUGAUAUUUUCAUUGCAGUGAACAUAACACUUGAUAUUUCACUGCGGUGAACAUAACACCUGAUAUUUCACUGCAGUGAACAUAACAUGUUGACGGAACUAUGUUGGCCUACACGAGACAGCUCGUACACAAACUGUUGAUUUACGUCAGUUCAACGUUGACAAGUCAUAUAAUGACAGAUGGUCAUUUAUGUAGUUAAUACCGAUUCUUAUCGUUUGUUUAUUUUGUUGAAAAUGAAUUGUAUUAAACUGUGAAUUUCUCUUCUGA
Molecule: messenger RNA, 1824 nt
Organism: Haliotis rufescens (red abalone)
Lineage: Eukaryota; Metazoa; Mollusca; Gastropoda; Lepetellida; Haliotidae
Product: thymidine kinase, cytosolic-like
Exons: 7
Coding region: 202-858 (218 amino acids)
Biological process (GO): thymidine metabolic process
Molecular function (GO): thymidine kinase activity; ATP binding
Source: RefSeq, a predicted model, not a curated record